AUGUCUAUCCGUUCUAAAUCUACCUUCAUCUUCAUAACACUUUUCGUUAUUAUCAGCAUCACUCUUCUUCAAAUUACAACCGCUGAACUUCCAAAAGAUUUUGGAAAAUCUCAUAACAGCAAUAAACCAAGUAUUCCGUUUGGUACCAUGUUAAAGGACAAAGAUUCUGAUAGUGGUGUGACGAUGAUUGGCGAAACAUUAAAUCGUGAAUUUUGGGGAAUCAUGAUUGGCGCUUUGUUUGUUAGAAUGAAAAGUUUACGUUUGAUUGUAAACGGUUUUUAUGCAAGUCAAAAAAUAGAAUAG
Molecule: messenger RNA, 303 nt
Organism: Dentiscutata erythropus
Lineage: Eukaryota; Fungi; Glomeromycota; Glomeromycetes; Diversisporales; Gigasporaceae
Source: the annotation of a GenBank genome assembly